UGCACUGCACCUUGGUUUUUUGCCGCCGGCGAAGGAGGGAGGAAACUGCCUAGCUAGCCGGCUAGUUGAGCUCGUACUCGCGGUGGGAGAGACGGCUCGUCUUGUUCGUGUGAUGACUUACGCGGAGGGCGAGGGGAGCGGGAAGACGACGAUGGCGGCGGCGAAGGAGAGCUCCAAGUCCAGCUUCGCCGUCACCUGCGGCCUCCUCAGCCGCUACCUCAGGGAGAACAAGGGCGGCGCGCUGCAGGGCCUCGCUGGCCUCGGCAUGGCGCCGCCGGCCACCGCCAUCGAAGGAGGAGCUUUCCAGCCGCCGACCACCAUGAACUUGCUGUCGGGGCUCGAGGACCCAAAGCCAGACACCGUCGACGUGGAGCUCGCCGUCGACAAAGGCCAGCUCCUCCAGGCGCCAACUGGCAACCAAGAUGCGCAUCAGCUGACCAUCUUCUACGGUGGGAAAGUGGUGGUCGUCGACAACUUCCCGUCCACCGAGGUCAAGGCUUUGCUGCAGAUGGCGAACGCCGCCGGCGAUGGCGCCGUAGACAGGACGGUUCCGCAGAGCAUGCCCGGACCUGCGCACAGCGAUCUUCCUGAUCUGCCGAUAGCGCGGAGGAACUCACUCCAUAGGUUUCUCGAGAAAAGAAAGGGCAGGAUAACUGCCAAGGCGCCUUACCAAGCUAACAGCGCGUCGUCUGCUCCGUCCAAGCAAGCUAAUGGUGACAAGUUCUGGCUCGGGCUAGGCCAAGAAGUGGCGAUAAAGCAAGAGAUAUGAUCAAAUUAUGAGCACUCUGCUUGUUGCUCCAAAUUCACAGGGCAGUUGAACUGUGGGUACCGGUAGUAUAGUUUACUCGAAGCUUCGAAGCAACAAUAAUUGACUGUUGGUUAUUCAUUUCUACCGUUAAGUAGUACUAUAGCCGGUGGUUAAUUCUAAUUGCCCACCAGCAUAGAUAGUUAGAGUACAUGUUUAAGCACAGGCCCUGUGUUCCUAUGCACCAUUGUUUGCUGCUGGAGCUGUAUGCUAGCUCUUGGCAGUUUGGCUGGUUAGGUCGAGAGUGUGCUAGGACUAUGUGUCGUGUUAUGUUGCAACAGAUGGUUUAACUACAGAUAUUACUAUUCAAGACAGCAA
Lolium rigidum is the source of this 1123-nucleotide messenger RNA. RefSeq names its product protein TIFY 10c-like. Bases 113 to 769 code for a protein of 218 amino acids. NCBI's taxonomy places the organism in Eukaryota, Viridiplantae, Streptophyta, Magnoliopsida, Poales, Poaceae. The record is from RefSeq and is a predicted model, not a curated record. Gene Ontology annotation, cellular component: nucleus. Gene Ontology annotation, biological process: regulation of jasmonic acid mediated signaling pathway; regulation of defense response; response to wounding. The transcript is spliced from 4 exons.